CCUGGCGGCGGGCGCUGUCCGGUGCUGAAGCCGGGCCGGCGCCGCCGCAGGAGUGAGAGGCGGAGGCGCUGGCGGCCGCGCGCCUGGCUCGGCCCCGUGUGGGGUGGACGGAGCGCCGCGGGAAUGGGGCCGCCGCUCCCGCUGCUGCUGCUGCUACUGCUGCCGCCACGCGUCCUGCCCGCCGCCCCCCCGCCCGUCCCCCGUGGCCGGCAGCUCCCCGGGCGCCUGGGCUGCUUGCUUGAGGAUGGCCUUUGUGGCUUGGCGGAACUCUGUGUUGAUGAUGGCAUGUUUGGAAGGUGCCAGAAGUUUCCAGCAACAGACUUACACAGCUAUGAAUUGUCCCCUGAGGCUCUGCAGCACCUGAGUAUCACCUGGCAGAAGCUCUCCCAAACAGGUCUCACGUGGCAGGAUGACUAUACCCAGUAUGUGAUGGCCCAGGAGCUCGCAAACCUCCCCAAAACCUACCCCCGGCAUCCCGAGGCGUCCACACAGGCCAGGGCCUGGAAGCAGAGCAGUGGCUCAGUAGGGAGGCGUGGCCUGGGGGACGAUGCAGCCCUGGCCAGGGCCCUGCAGCGCUACCUGCCAUAUCUGGGGGCUCUGUCCCGGGACUCGGCCGCCAAAGCACACCCCAGGAUGGAGCAUGGCGACCCGGCUGACGAGGGUGCUGACUCCCUCCCCGAGAGCAUCCUGACAUACAUGGCCCGCACCUCUGCGUUGACCUAUCCUCUGGGGCCCCGGGCCCAGCCCCCCGAGGGCCUCCAGCUGCGGACCUUCAGCCAGGCCCAGCCUGAUGAGCUCAGCCCCAAGGCGGACGGAGGCAUGGACACACAUCAUCUGGUGGCAGCCCUUGGUGCCUACACUGCUCAGAGGCUGCCUGCGUCCUCCAGGGAGGACGACCUGGGGCCACAGCACCUCCUGCACGUGCCCCCACAAGUGCCCAGGCCCCUCUCGGCACUCACCGCCUCCCAGAAGUGGCCUCUGCCUCCAGGAGACUCCAAAGAGAAGCCUGGCACUGGUGAAGGAGCCCUGAUACAGAGCCUCCUGCGAGACCUGAGGAGGCACCAGGUGGAUGUCGAGAGCCUCAGUCCUCUGGAGCUCAAUGAGACACCUGGCCUAACCACUGGCGUGGCUCAAGGUGUGGGUCCAGCAGGACGUUGGGGUGGAGCUGAAGAGCAGCUGCAUGGCCCAGAGCCAGCCCUCUCCAGAGACAGCCUGCGAGAUAGCAGAGUGCCCGACUACGAUGACAGCGCUUACAAAGAGGUCACUCGUCUGAGCACCACACUUGGGGAUGUACUGCGGGAUCCUGGGGCUCGACUUGUGCCUGGCGCCCCUGUCCCUGCCAAAUCCCUCCAAACGGAGAUGAAGAAGUCAGCCCACCCCGAGGGGUCCUUGUCUUCGGAAGAGGAGGACGCUGGAGUGGAAAAUGUCCGGAGUCAGACAUACUCCAAAGACCUGCUGGAGAGGAAGCCUCAUUCAGAGCCUGUGGCGGACGGGGUUGGGGAGCUCCAAAGCUGGGCCCCGGGGGCUCUGGAGGAGGCGGCCCCCCGGGCAGGAGUGCGGGAGCCCCCUGGCACAGGCCUGCAGCUGGAAGCCCAGGCAUCGGAGGAGGACAACUGUGGCUACAUCCUGACGGACCGCGACCCCCUGAGCCUGGAGAAGGGGAGGCAGCUGACUGACGCCCUAGCCCACCUGCUGCGCCUGCCAGCCAGUGCCUUCACCGACAUCAAUGUUUUGGGACCAGCGGUGACCUUCAAGGUGAGCGCCAAUGUCCAAAACAUGACAACUGCAGAUGUCGCGAAGGCCACAGUUGACAACAAAGCCAAACUGCAGGAAGCCUCUGGACUGAGAGUUCUUCAAGCCGGAACCGGGGCGAGAAGCAAGCUCAAGCUUCUGCCUCAGCAGGCAGAGCCGGAGGACUCGACCAAGUUCGUGGUGCUCACCCUGGUGUCCAUCGCCUGCAUCGUGGGCGUCCUCCUGGCCUCUGGCCUCAUCUACUGCCUGCGGCACACCUCUCACCACAAGCUGAAGGAGAAGCUGUCCGGACUAGGGGGCCACGCAGGCACAGAUGCCACCGCUGCCUACCAGGAGCUGUGUCGCCAGCGCAUGGCUGCACGGCCACCUGACCGUCCCGAGGACCCGCACGUGUCUCGUAUCAACAGCGUCUCAUCCCAGUUCAGCGAUGGGCCCAUCCCGAGCCCCUCUGCACGGAGCAGCACCUCAUCCUGGUCUGAGGAGCCCGUCCAGUCCAACAUGGACAUUUCUACUGGCCACAUGAUCCUGUCCUACAUGGAGGAUCACCUGAAAAACAAGAACCGGCUGGAGAAGGAGUGGGAGGCACUGUGUGCAUACCAGGCGGAGCCCAGCAGUUCAUCCGUGGCCCAGAGGGAGGAGAACGUGCCCAAGAACCGCUCCCUGGCUGUGCUGACGUACGACCACUCCAGGAUCCUGCUGAAACCAGAAACCAGCCACAGCAACUCAGACUACAUCAACGCCAGCCCUAUCAUGGACCAUGACCCGAGAAGCCCUGCGUACAUUGCCACCCAGGGGCCCCUUCCUGCUACUGUGGCCGACUUCUGGCAGAUGGUGUGGGAAAGCGGCUGUGCAGUCAUCGUCAUGCUGGCCCCACUCUCGGAGAACGGCGUCAGGCAGUGCCACCACUACUGGCCAGACGAAGGCUCCAACCUCUACCACGUCUACGAGGUGAAUCUGGUCUCUGAGCACAUCUGGUGUGAGGACUUCCUGGUGAGGAGCUUCUAUCUGAAGAACCUGCAGACCAGUGAGACGCGUACGGUCACCCAGUUCCACUUCCUGAGCUGGUAUGACCAGGGAGUCCCUUCCUCUGCAAGGUCCCUUCUGGAUUUCCGCAGAAAAGUAAACAAGUGCUACAGGGGCCGUUCUUGUCCAAUAAUUGUUCAUUGCAGUGAUGGCGCGGGCCGGAGCGGCACCUACGUCCUGAUCGACAUGGUUCUCAACAAGAUGGCCAAAGGUGCUAAAGAGAUUGAUAUCGCAGCCACCCUGGAGCACUUGAGGGACCAGAGACCCGGCAUGGUCCAGACAAAGGAGCAGUUUGAGUUUGCACUGACAGCGGUGGCGGAGGAGGUGAACGCCAUCCUCAAGGCCCUGCCCCAGUGAGCAGCCGCUGCCUCCUCGGAGGAGCCACUGCCCCCCCGCGUCCCUGGGAAUGCCGAUACGACUUCAACCUUCUGUUAAACCUCCUGUGUCUUCUGUUGUAACCGCAUAGAAAAAUAGGGUCCUUAAAACUCCCGUAGUCAGUACACUUUAGCAGUUAAAAUGAGCAUUUCUGUUUAACCAAAUAAUAAUAGAGAUUGGUGGAAAAAUCCAGUUACGGGAAGAGGGGAGCCAUUUAUCUAUCUCUAGUUUCUUUAAAAAAAAAAAAUUACUUUUCCUUGAAGUAUACAUUCACGUCCUUAACCACUGCCGUCAUAGUCACGAUGCGGUGAUGAGCACAGUCGAUGCUGUGAGUGAGACUUUCUGGCCCUGGGUUAGCCGUGCAGGGAGGGGCACCACAGAGGCCACUAGUCACGUCUGACACUUGUCCUCGAGAUGGUCUGUCGCUGGAGACACCACAGGGAGGAACUGUUAGUGCCCAUACCUCUGGGGCAAAUAAAAUCAUCACAGCACCUCGAGGCCCUCACCACCCUGUGUCCACACUCUGCCCUGAGCCCUGGGGACAGCCCUGCCACACAUGUUGCCCAAGGAAGGACCAAGGGCUCCCCCAGGAACACCUGCUUCUGAGUCCGUGACUGUCUCAGUUUUCCAAACUUACAGAUGAAACCCAACCCUGAGACACAUUUUAACAUUAAAACACUGAUUUCAUUGCAAAAAUGGUUGCUGUUAGUGAACACUUUCCUGUGACAUUUCUGAGAUCAGGAAGAACAAAUCUGAGCAUUUAACAACCUCUGCGCUCUCCGCCCGGCCCUGCUGGCUGCCCGGAGCAGGCUGUGGACAUGUCCCCUCCAGGAAGGCCGGUGUUUGCUUCCACUGUGGGAUCACAGCCCCUGGGAAGACAGUGAGGUGCACACAGCAGCCCCGCUGCCUCCCAGGACUCCAGGGGUGGUUUAAGGAAGCCUUGUCCAGUGCAUAGAGGUGACCUGGGUUUGCCAAAAUAACAUGUGAGCAUCAGAUUUGCCAUCACCCCCCAGAAACAGGAAAAUCCGCUUCAUUAAACUCAGAACAGUAAGGUCCAAAAGGGAAUGAGGGUAUUGGGGUGCAACGCAUACAUCGCGUGGCAGCGAGGCAGGAAGAAGAUGCCCCCGCUGUGGUGUCCCCGCCCUUCAUCUCCACAGAAACCACUCCACAGGGCAGACAGAGGGAGAGCCGAGGAGUGGAGAGAAAGAGGCCAAAACGUCAUCUGUGUCUAAAUGGUGUAACGUAGGCCGCUUUGAUUAUCUGUCAUUUCCUUUCCAAAAUUGUUUCUAUCUGGAAUUUAAAUAAUUAAUAGAAGUGAAUUUAUCUGAAUAUAGGAAGUAUAGACCUACUUGUAAUUUCUAACUUCUUAUGUUUCAAAAGAAAUCCUCCAGUGUGAGAUAUAUAAAUAUAUUUAAUGGUGUCAUAUUAAACUUCUGAUUUCA
Molecule: messenger RNA, 4592 nt
Organism: Nycticebus coucang (slow loris)
Lineage: Eukaryota; Metazoa; Chordata; Mammalia; Primates; Lorisidae
Gene: PTPRN2
Product: protein tyrosine phosphatase receptor type N2
Exons: 23
Coding region: 124-3132 (1002 amino acids)
Biological process (GO): protein dephosphorylation
Cellular component (GO): secretory granule
Molecular function (GO): protein tyrosine phosphatase activity
Source: RefSeq, a predicted model, not a curated record